Molecule: messenger RNA, 1479 nt
Organism: Magallana angulata
Lineage: Eukaryota; Metazoa; Mollusca; Bivalvia; Ostreida; Ostreidae
Product: phytanoyl-CoA dioxygenase domain-containing protein 1-like
Exons: 10
Coding region: 145-1251 (368 amino acids)
Source: RefSeq, a predicted model, not a curated record
UUCGGAAAUAAUGACUCCGAAAGUCCUUCAGGAGUAGGUUUACUUUUUACAUUGCAAUUAUUUACUUCCGGAGUAAAAAAAGGCGUCAUAUCUUGUCCUGUCGGCAUCGUUUUACCAUUUUAAAAGGCCCUCAUUUAAAUCAUCAUGGAUACUUACCCAGGCUCAACUGACGAAGCUCACCCAGAACUGUUCAACAUGAGCGCCAUGCCAGAGCAGCCCAAAGAAAAGAAACCGGGGCAGCUGAGUAGGGAGGAGGUCGAACAUUUCUUCAGGGAGGGUUACUUAGUGGUCGAGAACUUUUUCCGACCAGAAGAGCUGAAUGCGUGCAGGGACGCUAUCAAAGUGUUAGUUGAUGACCUUGCCAAAAAGCUGCACGAUGCGGGCAAAAUCACGAAAUUGUACAAAGAUCUUGGACUUUUUGAACGACUCUCGGAGAUUGAGAAAGAAUGCCCGGGUGCCAACAUCAUGCUGCAUAAGAUAGGGUCUAUGCCACAGGCUUUCAGGGAUGUGUGGUCAAACGACAGACUUCUGAACGUUGUAGAACAGCUGAUUGGUCCAGACAUAAUGGGCCACCCUGUAUGGAACCUCCGAACGAAAACUCCCCAGAACGAGGCUACAACCGUCCCCUGGCAUCAAGAUGUUGGUUAUCUUGACAAUUCCUCAUACAAAGUGAUGCAGCCGACUGCUUGGAUUCCGUUAUUGGACGCCAACGAGUCGAACGGAUGCAUGCAGUUGAUGGCCAAAGGGCACAAAACCGGAAAGGUUGGCACCCACCAGUGUUGCCAUGGCGGCACGUGGUACGUGAUGCUAGAGGAAGAAGAAAUGAGGAAGACGUUAGACAUCGAUACAGAGAACGAUUUGAAGGUCUGUCCCAUAAGUUAUGGUGGCAUGCUGCUAUUUAACAACCUUGUACCACAUCGAAGUCUACCAAACAUGUCAAAGGCAAUUCGCUGGAGUUUGGACCUGCGUUGGCAGAGACCCUCAGAACCAGUGGGGUUCUAUGGUCUGAAGGAGGGGCUGUUGAUGAGGUCGUCCAAGGACUCCGGCAUGAGGAUUGACUGGGAGUCGUUCGACGCCGUGAACCGCCACGACAAGCAGACGGCAGCCAUGACUGGCAAGGAGGAAAUAGACGAGUUUGAUACGACAAUCCAGGGUCCCUGGAUGAAGAAGUGGGAGAUCGUGCACGUGAACCGUCACGUGGAACGGCAUAGAGAAAUGGAGGACAACCCGGAGUCCUGGACAAAGGCGUAAUGUAUACGUCAAACACACAAACUGAUGACGACGCACACACCAAAGUCAACUGUUAACAUCUUUAAUAAGCUGUUUUUAUAUUCAGAUAUGCAAAGUUUGAUUCACAAUAUCGUUGUAGAUAUUUGUAUGUUUCCUCCGAGGUGGGGUAAAUUUUUAUAAGUCAUUUACUUAAAGAUUUUUUUGUAGAUAUACGUAUACAUUUUAUUGAUUCCCGAAAAUAUAUAGAAA